Messenger RNA from Trichophyton rubrum CBS 118892, 2880 nucleotides. RefSeq lists its product as uncharacterized. Lineage: Eukaryota; Fungi; Ascomycota; Eurotiomycetes; Onygenales; Arthrodermataceae. Gene Ontology annotation, molecular function: transcription cis-regulatory region binding; metal ion binding. The record is from RefSeq and is a predicted model, not a curated record. Gene Ontology annotation, biological process: positive regulation of transcription by RNA polymerase II. The coding region runs from base 419 to 2530 and encodes 703 amino acids. The transcript is spliced from 2 exons.
CGGAGGAGACGAAGAGCGACAUCCACCUUUUCUGCGUGCAUCUUCUCCCGAGUCUGCAGCGUCGGCGUCUUUAGGGAGGCAGCAGAGGCAGUGACAUGACGGGCCCGUACUGGCAGCUUCAGUGUCAUCGUCAAGCCGGAGCUGAGAGAAACCCCCCCUGGAUAGGCGCAAACAAUGUCGGCAUGCCCAGGACAGUCUUCUGCGCCAUCUAAACUGACCGGAACCUCCAGCCAGGCGGUGUCAUACCAUCCGCCGUCGCAGUCGCACUCGCACUCGUUUGGCCCGGACUCACCAGCUCGUCGUGUCUCGGGCCCGCUUGUGGGAGGCCAGUCGUCCAGCAACCUAGCUUCAGCUAGGAACAAUCAGUCGAAGAAGGCGAACCACAAGCGUCAGCGGAAACCUCGUCUGGCGGACGAGGAUGCUAUUGCUGAAGCCGUGCGUGUUCUUCAUAGUCCUUGUCUCUUGUGUUGAGAUCGUUUUAUCCAGAAAACACCCUCCCGUACUGACUCAGAUGCAGGCAGCCAUGAGGUCAACUUCCAGCAGAAAAGGCCAAACCUCUAUCACUCACUUGAUGAACUUUUCGCUACCUCCACGACCUCACUCAUCUCCUUUCCGGCCCCAUCGUCACGUAACCUACCAUUCUGGCUCACACCGUGUUGAUAAAGCGAGAUACGUCAAUGCAAACUACCGGUUUAUAGUGAACCCAAAGAAGAAUUACCAUGCACAAGCCACUAAUGCAGACGUCCACUUGGAUUGGGACACCGUGCUGCAGGUGUUGGUAUCGACAUCGUCCUCCCAGUCCACCAGCUGUCCCAUCUGUCUCUGUGUUCCUGUAGCUCCACGGAUGGCCAAAUGUGGACAUAUCUUCUGUCUGCCUUGUCUUAUCCGCUUUCUACACACUGUUGAUGACCAGGAUGCACCUCCUGUCAAAAAGGCGAGAUGGAAGAAAUGUCCAAUAUGCUGGGAUCCGGUUUACAUGUCCGAAACUAGAUGUGUACGGUGGUACUCUGGACAGCAGAUCGAUACGUUGAUGGAAGGCGGGGAUGUCUUUCUCAGGCUAGUCAUGCGUCACCCUGGCAGUACUCUUGCACUUCCCCGGGAUGGGGCUGACCGACACCCUCACGGACCCGAGGACGAUCUCCCGUGGUAUAAUGCAGCAGAAGUAACCGACUAUGCACGGUUCAUGAAGGGCGGAGAGGAGUACAUGAUAUCUCAGUAUGAUGCUGAGCUCGAGGCUCUUGAGAGGCAAGAACAGGAAGACGAGCUUCUUUUUGGACAGGACUCAACAUGGACCCAGAAGGCCAUGGCUGCCAUUAGAGAAGCCAAAGAAAAGAUCAAGGGAAUUGGUAACCCGCCUCAUUUUCAUAGAAACGACGGAGAGGAGGACAAACAUGAACAGGAUCUAUCUCUAUCUACCUCACCACCUACAGAAAGGACCCCGGCUUCGCAUUUGCCUGGAACAUCAUCACAUUCAGGGCAUGAUACGACACCCAGCAGCAAUCCAGUAAAAGCAGCUGAAGUUGAGGAUGUCUUGUCUAGGGUGUCUAAGCUUGAUAUACACCCUCAGCCGCACACCAAGCAAUCAGCUCCAUCAUCGGAUGAAAGGACAUCCCACUCGACCGCCAACGAAUCGGAAAGAGGCCAUCCUCCCGAUGUGCCAUACUAUUUCUACCAAGCUCUACCCCAUUUCUAUCUCUCGUCUCUUGACAUACGAAUUCUAAAAUCUGCAUUUGGCGACUUCUCAAUGUUCCCAUCCACCAUACUACCCCGAGUUGAGCACAUAUCUACAGGCCAUAUCAUGGACGAUGAUCUACGCAAGCGUGUCAAGUAUCUAAGCCAUCUACCCCAUGGCUGUGAGCUGACCUUUCUAGAAUGCGACUGGACCGACUUGGUCAGCCCCAGCGUUCUUGAGAAAUUCAGUGUCGACAUUGAACGCCGCCGGAAGCGAAAUCGCGAGAAAGCAGCCCGUGAAGAGAAAGAGCGUAUCCGUGCUGAACGGGAGGAAGAUGAGAAGCGGCUAGCAGGAGCUAACCGGCGAAAGAGGUCGAGCCUGUCGUCUCCUAAUGAGCGACCCUUCAGCGCUAGUGACUUCCAGCCACUUGGCCCCGGCGCAAGCAGCCUGGCCACCAACGACGACCAUGUAGACACCACUGUUUCCACCGCCUCGCCGCCGUGGUCCUCUUCGCAGAGCCGCAACAACCAGAACCACCAGUCGUUUGCGGCUCUAGCAACGCCGUCUAACAGCCCCCUUUCGCGCCGGACAGUAUGGGGUACAGCUAUGGUCGAAUCCAGCUCCCCCACUGCCGGUUCGAGUCGGGAGCCCUGCCCUCCCAACCAUGAUGAUGGCUGGCUUCAGGACUGGGAAGCAGAGCUCCUGGCCGAGCAGCGGGAGGUCAUCAUGCAUGACACCAACUCCAAUAGUGGCAAUAGUAGCGGGACUGGUAAGCACAUUCUCGGUGCCACACCGGGUAAGAAGAAGAAGGCUAAGAAGAUCACACUAAUGUCAACCAAUGCACGACGAGCAGCGUAGCUGUUCGCAAGAGGCCUGGCUACGAGUCAGAGCGCUCUUCAAAUAAUACUAACCACCCCUUCAGUAUCUUUCUACUUUGGUGAUAAAUGACAGAUUCAGCCUUUCCGGGGUAUUUUCGAGCCUCAUCUCCCGGUUCCUUGUCGCAAAUGUUAAUAGAAUCCGUCUGUCGACAGAGACAGGUUUGCAUCCGUAUAUAAUAAAUCAAACAUCAAACAGACAGUGCAAUGGCAGUGCGGCCCUUCAGAACCACAAACCCCUGUCCUACUUCCAUAUAUCUUCCCUUCUCCACCCCCCGACCAGUAGUAGCCGUCCAGUCGAUAUAAACCCAGCCGCGCCCUGGCUAACUGCAU